UUCUGGAAGCCAGAAAUAAUGUUUUGACCCCCAAAAGGGAAAAUCAGUUCCAAAUAGAAAUUAAUAAAGUAUCCAGAUGUAACCUAUUAACUGGAACGUAACCCAUAUACUUAAGAAUUAUAUUUGAUGUAGGAUGUGGGUUCAUAUAAUAUAUUUUAUGUAAUUUGGGGCCGGGCGUCCAAAAGUAUGUUUAGGGCCCUUGGAGCUCUUGAAAUGGUCUUGAACUGAGUAGAAGGGUUUGGGACGGAGGUGAAAGGGUGUUGUCAGGGCUGGUUGCCUUUCAGGUGAUACCAAGCUGUAGGCCCUGGCCCUGGGGAGGCAGAGGAUGGCCGUUUUCUAUUUACACAAAAGUUCCCAGUGGAUGAUGUUAUGGGAAAGGUUUUGAGGAGUCUGAUUCUAAGAGUACCAGAUGCAAGGGGUACUCUUUCCUGACCACAGGAAGAAAGUGAACUGAAGGCUUGGCGCAGAAAGCUUUUCAGAAAGAAAGGUUACGUGAACUGGAGGUGAAAGGGUUGGAUACAGCUUUCCCCAUCACUUUACAUCUAUAUAUUGGUUUGUGCCUUAUCACCAGUAGAUCAAGGAGAAGGGUUAAACACUUUAAGAUGAGAAACAUUGAUGUUUGUUUGAGCUCUGAAGGGACUGAAGUGAUUUUAGCUACAUCAAGUGAUGAAAAACACCCACCUGAAAAUAUAAUUGAUGGAAAUCCAGAAACAUUUUGGACUACCACAGGAAUGUUUCCCCAAGAGUUCAUUAUUUGUUUUCACAAACAUGUAAGGAUUGAAAGGCUUUUAAUCCAGAGUUACUUUGUGCGGACCUUGAGGAUUGAAAAGAGCACUUCUAAAGAGCCAGUUGAUUUUGAGCAGUGGAUUGAAAGAGAUCUGGUACAUACAGAGGGGCAGCUUCAAAAUGAAGAAAUUAUAGCACGUGAUGGCCACGCCACUUACUUGAGAUUCAUUAUUGUAUCAGCCUUUGAUCAUUUUGCAUCUGUGCAUAGUGUUUCUGCAGAGGGAAUAGCAGUCUCAAAUCUUUCUUAAUAAUUAUAACAAAAUACUCUUGCACUAUUUUUUAACAAUAUAUUUAUUUAAACAUGAAGUUGUUAUUAUUAAAGGGAUUUGUAUCAA
Molecule: messenger RNA, 1121 nt
Organism: Balaenoptera musculus (blue whale)
Lineage: Eukaryota; Metazoa; Chordata; Mammalia; Artiodactyla; Balaenopteridae
Gene: IFT25
Product: heat shock protein family B (small) member 11
Exons: 7
Coding region: 603-1034 (143 amino acids)
Biological process (GO): intraciliary transport
Cellular component (GO): intraciliary transport particle B; cilium; centrosome
Source: RefSeq, a predicted model, not a curated record